GUCAGUUUGGAAAGAUACGUGUGCUUUCUAGAAUGUUUUGAUAAUGCCUUUGAUGAUGUUUUGAUGAUGUUUUGACGAUGUUUUACGAAGCAAAAGAUUGGUUUAAUAUUAGGCAAAUUAAUUGGUGGAUCUCACAUAAUCAGAAGAAGCAACAAAAUGCAAUAAAAUGUCACCAAAAUAGUUCUGUAGUAAAUUACUUGUGUCGAUAAAAUAUGGAUACAGCUUCAGCUGCUUUAGCGGGUAAAUGCAACCACUUCGUAGUUACAAAAUAGUUAUAUCACACCACUUUCGCAACCCUUAGGUCUUGGCCGAUGUCGUUUCUCAGCCAAUUGGAAAGAGAGGGUAAGGAAGUGGCACACGUGUAUGAAAAUUAGUGGAGACUCUGUGACUGCCUGGAGAAGCAGGACAAUUUCAGUCUUGUCUAGUUGUAAAAUAUAUCGCACACUUGCUCCCAACAUUUUUUAAAACAGCAAUUAAUCGAAAAACAUCUUGUUAACAAAUUAACCUGCUACCCUUCUUAGAUUCAAGGCCAAAGAAGUACAAGUCUGCAUGGUUAGUUUUGUUUUUUGUUGCAAUGACACUCUUUACAAAUUACAUGCUUAAACCUUUAUUAUUUUUUUGGCAGUAUUACAGAGCACAGGCUCGUCACCACAUAAAUCAUACUUUGAUUUCAGCUGGAAUUUAUCCCAAAGGUUGACUAAAAUUGCUAUAUUUUGUCUCACAUGUUGCUUCAUACUACCCACGAGCUGUAAAAUGCUUAUUUGUUGUAAGAAGCUGACAAAAGAUAUAGUGUUCUUCACCAUCAAACAAUGCCAUGCUCAUAAUGGUUUGUUUCUACUUAGUAGAUUUUUUGUUGUUGCCAGAAAUUGUAUUGCCACAGUAAUCAACCAGCUGCAACACUAUCGUUGCGUCAUGUACAGUUGACUAGGACAACUGUGAAUCAUUGCCAUCUUAUCCUUGUGUGCCGCCCUUAUUAUUUAAUUAUACUGUUUUUACUUCAGCUAAGUUAUAGAAAAUGUCUCGAUGGUUAUGCUUUGCUUGCUUAAUCAUCUGUAUGGUUAUGGAGGUCAACAGCAAAGGGUUAAAUAUGGUCAUUCAAAAUAACCAAGAGGAUUGUGUAUUUUUGCCCAAAGGCAAAAAUGAAUUGAUCGUGAUUACUGCGCAGAUAUUAUCAUCAAAAAGAAACUUUGACUUAACAGUACUUAAUCCCGACGGUACACAAGUUAUAGCUAAGAAGGAGAUUUCGAAAUGCAAUGUGGAGGAAAGAGUGCCAACCGCAGGAAAUUAUGGUUUUUGCUUUAGAAAUAAUUAUCGAAGUUCGAUAGUGGUAGGCUUCGAGUAUGAUAACUUUAAAGAUACAAGCGAAGCGAAGUUUAAUAAGAAAUUAAAAAGCGAAAAACGUCAGUUCUUCAUGUCUGUCUCAAAGAAAUACGAAAAUCUUGUUCAAAACGAAAACGAUACGGUAAUUUCACUUGAAGAACUACUUCUCGAGCAAAUGAGAGAGACAAGAGAGGAGAAUGAAAUAACUGGCGGAAGGUAUGAGCAAGUUAAGGUAGGUAGUGCGUUCAAUAGAAGUUUUAGUGAUAACCAGAAAAUUUAGCUCUU
Molecule: messenger RNA, 1605 nt
Organism: Hydractinia symbiolongicarpus
Lineage: Eukaryota; Metazoa; Cnidaria; Hydrozoa; Anthoathecata; Hydractiniidae
Exons: 2
Coding region: 1016-1600 (194 amino acids)
Source: RefSeq, a predicted model, not a curated record